Messenger RNA from Cylicocyclus nassatus, 726 nucleotides. Lineage: Eukaryota; Metazoa; Nematoda; Chromadorea; Rhabditida; Strongylidae. The record is from the annotation of a GenBank genome assembly.
AUGGUUAAGACUUGCAGAACACCAGCAGCAUGUCGUCCGUUCGUCCGUGUCUCGGUAAGAAGAAGUCCAGAAGAAGGAAUCGAUGUGCGGUUGAAGUCAAAUCGCGCUUCCGUCCGUCCACCGACACCACGCCCGCCCACCCCUCGGGGAGCAAUCCGCUCUACACACCUUCGAGACGAGCUGGAAGAGAUCGUUAAGGAGAAAAUGCGAAUUUCUUACAAUGACUCGGUGCAUGCACUACCUGUCACACUCAUCAUUGCGGAAUAUUCUCCUCCCACCGUUAAAAAGGAGCCUGCCGCAGUGAGGAUGCGAUACGGUCUGCUGCUGUUAGGCCUCGCAAUAGCUUGUUCAGCUGAUAUUUGUGACAAGUUAAUGGUGACAAUUUUCGACGGCGCUCCUCCUAACUUCAUCGAAUUAGCGGAGUGCACCUUGGAAAGAAAACUGGCUCCGCAGACGAAAUUCAAGGUGAUAUUGGUUCACGUAGAUCCCCAUGAUGGUAUAUCGUCGGAAACUUAUCUAAACGUCAUCGGCUUUCCAAUCCGUGGAUGGGAAAGUAUGUGGAAGUUUGUCAAACCAGAUGUGAAGAGGCUUGUAAAUGUACCUAGCGAUGAACCGUUCGCAAAGGCUCGUGAAUGCGAGAAGAAAGGCUUCAAAGUAAAAACUAAUCACUUUCCUCUGAGCGUGCUCUAUAAGCUUGCUGGGGACCAAGGUCUUCUUCGAUAUUGA